Lithohypha guttulata is the source of this 1728-nucleotide messenger RNA. RefSeq names its product Amino-acid permease inda1 (gene INDA1). The transcript is spliced from 4 exons. Gene Ontology annotation, cellular component: membrane. Bases 1 to 1728 code for a protein of 575 amino acids. The record is from RefSeq and is a predicted model, not a curated record. Lineage: Eukaryota; Fungi; Ascomycota; Eurotiomycetes; Chaetothyriales; Trichomeriaceae. Gene Ontology annotation, biological process: amino acid transmembrane transport. Gene Ontology annotation, molecular function: amino acid transmembrane transporter activity.
AUGGGGGUCGAAAAGGAUGUUGGUGUGACUGGCACACACCCGCCAGAUUACGCAGAUGGAUCUCGCAGGAAAUCAACAGAGAUGAUUAUGAACGACGAUCCAGAGCGAGAGGCUGACUUCAUGACCCGAAACGGCCUCAACUUGAAGAGCUUUCAGCGACGUGAAGGUAAUGCCCAGGGUGUAGUCGACCUCGACCGCUCUAUGAAGGCUCGCCAUUUGAACAUGAUUGCUAUCGGUGGCUCUAUCGGAGCUGGUUUCUUCGUCGGUUCUGGUUCCGCAUUUACACGAGGUGGUCCUGGUUCGGUUCUUAUCUGCUUCUCCGUUAUGGGUGUGAUGAUAUUCAACGUUGUCUAUGCCCUUGGUGAACUUGCCGUCAUGUAUCCUGUCUCUGGUGGUUUCUAUACGUACUCGAUGCGAUUCAUCGACCCCUCCUGGGGUUUCGCAAUGGGCUGGAACUAUGUCUUUCAAUGGCUGAUUGUGCUACCACUGGAGUUAACUGUCUGCUCGUUUACUGUGGGCUACUGGAAUGACACUGUUUCAGUAGCAGUAUGGAUAACGAUAUUCUGGCUCUUCAUCAUUUUCAUGAACAUCUUCGGCACUCUCGGUUACGCAGAGGAAGAAUUUUGGGCCUCGACAUUCAAGCUUAUUGCAACCGUUCUUUUCAUGAUUAUUGCAGUCGUCCUGAUCUGUGGUGGUGGUCCCUCCAGAGGUAUCUACAGUGAGUAUUGGGGUGCCCGUCUUUGGUAUGACCCGGGCGCUUUUCAGAACGGCUUCCGAGGCUUUUGCUCUGUGUUCGUCACGGCUGCGUUCGCUUUCUCUGGAACCGAGUUGGUUGGUCUUGCUGCUGCUGAGUCUGCAAACCCUGCAAAGAACCUACCAAGUGCCAUCAAGCAAGUCUUUUGGCGUAUCACACUUUUCUACGUCCUUGGUCUUACCUUGGUUGGUCUGCUGGUCAGCUCCACCGACGAGCGUCUGCUCAACGCCUCGAACCCAUACAGUGAGGGAACCUCACCAUUCGUGCUUGCUGGACGCGAUGCUGGCUUGACCGGAUUCGACAGUUUCAUGAACGUUGUCAUUCUCGUCUCUGUCGUUUCGAUCGGAAUGUCCUGUGUCUAUGGCGGCUCGCGAACCCUCACUGCUCUUUGCCAGCAAGGCUACGGUCCCAAGAUCUUCACCUACAUUGACAGAUCCGGCCGACCACUUCCAUCUGUCGUUCUCAACCUGGCCUUCGGUGCACUAGCCUACGUCGUCCUGGCCUCCUCUGGCAGUGUUGUUUUCGACUGGCUUCUCGCCACUUCAGGUCUCGCCGCCCUUUUCACAUGGGGAUCGAUCUGUUUCGCACACAUCCGCUUCCGACAAGCAUGGUCUCGACAAGGUCGAUCUCUGGACGAGAUUCCUUUCAAGCACAUCUUUGGUGUUGCCGGCUCUUGGGUCGGUCUCGCUCUAGUAAUCAUCGCACUGGUAGCUCAGUUCUACAGUGCCAUCGCUCCACCUUUCGUGGACGGUCUGUCCGAUGCUGAGGGCUUCUUCAAAUCUUAUCUGGCUUUGCCCGUUGUUAUACUUUUCUGGAUUAUUGGGUACGCCUGGAAGAGGCAAAGUUUCCUCAAGCUCGAUCAGAUCGACCUCGAUGUAGGUCGACGACAGCAUGAUUGGGAUCAGAUUCACGCUGAGCGAAGGAGGGUUGCAGCUUUGCCAACCUGGAGAAGAGCACUGCACCAUACCUUCUAG